This is a messenger RNA of Cooperia oncophora, 711 nucleotides long. The record is from the annotation of a GenBank genome assembly. Lineage: Eukaryota; Metazoa; Nematoda; Chromadorea; Rhabditida; Trichostrongylidae.
AUGUCGGAGAGCAUGUGUAUUUUUUCUUUCGCGAAAUUGCUAUCGAAAGCGGAAGCCCAGAACGACAGGUUUAUAGUCGAGUGGCAAGAGUAUGUAAGAAGGACGUCGGUGGUCGCGUGGUCUUUGCGUCAAGUGUGGACAUCGUUUUUGAAAGCUCGUCUGAAUUGUUCCAUCUCAGCACAGUAUCCAUACUACUUUGAUCGUAUACAAGCCGUCACACGUGUCGAGACCUCUGAUGACACGCUUUUCUAUGCCACAAUGAGCACUUCCGAGACGGCAUUCGUCACGUCAGCGAUCUGCGUGUUCUCAUUCAAAAGUAUCAAUCAGCUGUUUCAUCAUGGAUUUUUCGUCGAUCCAAAUAGCCCCAAUUGGCUUCCAUUACCCGCUGACGCUGUGCCAGAGCAUCGGCCUGGAACGUGUGUCGCUAAUUCACACUCGUUGUCCGACUCCGACUUACAUUUCGCAAAAUCUCACCUCCUAAUGGCUGAACCUGUGUCAGGUGGAACGCCAAUGUUGGCUACACGCGACGUCAUCUUUACGCAUAUUGCCGUCGACGUACGUAGCGAACAGAACGUGAUUUUCGCACUGGAUGGCAGAUCGAACACACUUUGGAAGGUGUCUCACUGGCGUGAAGGUAACGCAUGGAAAUGGCUAGAGUUGGAAAGGAGAGAGAUUGGAGUUGGAGGACGAUCAAGGCCAUGGCGCUCCUGA